CCUAGUUCUUUCUCCACCGUCUACGUGAUUGGUCCUAGAAGGCCAUCAUCUCCUUCACCAUCGAAUCAAAAUGAAACUUGCGUUAAUCCAAACGCUAGAAGGAAAGAUGGCCUGGGUAAAAAAACAGAAAAUAAGAGAUGAAAGAGAUUGAUGAUGAUGAGGCAAAUCCAAAAAGACAGGCAAGCAGAGAGAGCAGAGUGAAUGCUCUCCACUCGUCCACUAUCCCCAAACCCCUUCUCAGCUCCCACUAAAGCUCCCUCCAAUUACCACACCUCUUUUCAAAUUUGGAUAGUCCAGCUUCCAGCUCCCUCCAAACAGCUUCAAACAUUUACCCCAGUUCUAACAAAUUGCUACAACUUCCCUCUUCCCUUAUCUACUUCAGUAAACCGUAGGUCGAGCAAAAGGCAGGCGUGGAACUCCAAUGGCUUCAGUAACAUCAGCUGCUUCUUCCCUUACAUUCGGCCUCUCAAACACAGCUCUUCAGAUGAGUCAGAGCAGCAGCGGCCUAGGGUACAACUUGGUGUCAAUGGGUGGUUCUUUGAGUAACAAGACCGCCUCUUUCCCUUCUCUAAGAAGUCGUCAACGCUCCCGCAUCACUUGUGCUGCAAAAGCAGAGACAGUGGAGAAAGUGUGCGAGAUAGUGAGGAAGCAGCUGGUUUUGCCUUCGGAAACAGUCCUCACCCCUGACUCCAAAUUCUCUGCUCUCGGUGCCGACUCCCUCGACACUGUGGAGAUAGUGAUGGGGCUGGAGGAGGAGUUCGACAUCAGCGUGGAAGAAGAGAGCUCCCAGAACAUAACCACCAUCCAGGAAGCCGCUGAUGUGAUUGACAAACUGGUUCAGAAGAAAGGUGAAGCUGCCCCAGCUGCUUCCUCCACUUAAAUUCAUUUUUUUACACUGACUAAUCCAUCCCCAGCAGGGUUCUCCGUUUCGUUACCUAGCUAGGAUCUCUUUGUUCGUCUUUCUUUUUGUCUGUUCUCGAUUGAAGUUGAACUCUCUCUCUCUUUCAUGCCUGCUUCUGGAAUUAAUGAGGAACGAUUUCGUUGUAAACACUUGUUUGGCCCUUACUUCCCAUCUUGAAAAACCAGGCCGUAUGAGAUUGCAAUUUUUGAUGAGAAAUACGGCAGGAAACCAAAUCUGGUGAAAGAAGCUAAGCCUGGUUUAACAUAGCUUAUC
Molecule: messenger RNA, 1174 nt
Organism: Linum tenue
Lineage: Eukaryota; Viridiplantae; Streptophyta; Magnoliopsida; Malpighiales; Linaceae
Source: the annotation of a GenBank genome assembly